Molecule: messenger RNA, 933 nt
Organism: Equus caballus (horse)
Lineage: Eukaryota; Metazoa; Chordata; Mammalia; Perissodactyla; Equidae
Source: RefSeq, a predicted model, not a curated record
AUGGGCUUAGGAAAGCACAGCACCAUCAGGGAAUUCAUCCUCUUUAGACUGUCUGCCGACCCCCACAUCCAGGUUAUGCUCUUUGUGCUUUUCUUCGGGAUUUAUCUCCUGACCAUCAUGGGGAAUCUGAUGAUGAUGGUGAUCAGAAUUGAUUCUCACCUCCACUCAUCCAUGCACUUCUUCCUCAGUCACCUCUCUUUCCUGGAUCUUUGUUUAACUUCAGUCAUUGUGCCCAAGAAGCUGGAGAAUCUCCUGUCUCAAAAGAAAUAAAUCUCAGUAGAAGGCUCCCUUGCUCAGGCUUUUUUUGUGUUUUCAGUUGCAGGGACUGAAGCCUUUGUCCUCUCUGCCAUGGCCUAUGACCGCUGCACUGCCAUCUGCUACCAACUGCUCUAUGACCAAGUGAUGAGUCAACACUCGUGUGGGGGUCUGAUAUGGAUCUCCUGGGGACUGGGCUCUCUGGAUGCUCUCAUUAACACCCUCAUGACUUGGUAUUUGGAGUUCUGUGAGGCUCAUAUCCUGCCUCACUUCAGCUGUGAGCUGCCAUCUCUAUUCCCUCUAUCUUGCUCUGGUAUCUCCACCAGCUUUGCAGUCCUGGUGUGCUCUGCCAUUGUGCAUGCCUCUGGAACCUUACUCCUGGUCUUCUUAUCAUAUGCCCACAUUGUCUCCACCAUCCUGAGCAUCAGCUCCACCAUAAGCAGAAGCAAGGCCUUCUCCACCUGCUCCUCCCACCUCACCGCAGUGAGCUUCUUCUACAGAUCUGCUUUUCUUCUCUAUCUCAUGCCAACCUUAAGUUCCCCACUGAAGUUGAUUUUUUCCAUGCAGUACAGUGUGGUCACUCCCCUAAUGAAUCCCCUUGUCCACAGCUUGAAGAGCAAGGAAGUAAAAGCAGCUCUGAGAAGAAUGUUGCAAAGAGGAUUACAGCAUCUUAGAUAG